GGAAGAGGGGAAGGCACUGCCCGCCCGUGGCCACGCUGCUCACCAGCACCGACAGGCUGCCGCAGACCUGCCCGGGGAGUUACAGGGGCACAAUGAACAUCGAAGUGCACAACAUCACUUACACCAGUGCCACCAUCUCCUGGGCCAUGGACAACCCCUGUCCAGAGAACUACUACCACGUCAUGUACCGCCCCAACUGGAACAGCGUCUUUGCCGGCUAUUUACGCCAAAACUUCCACCGUGAGGAGCGAGUUCCUCACCCCCUCAGCUCCCUCGUUCUGCACCGACUCACGCCAUCCACCAUCUACGUCCUCUGCAUCACGUGCAAGAACUCUUACCCCUCCAGCAACCACUGCACCACAUUCCACACUCUGGACAAAACCCCUCUAGUUUUCGGUGGCUCUAAGCACGAACCUACUACCUCCAUAUGGAUGGUGAGCAGCCUGCUGCUCCUCUGCUUCAUUGCUCUCCUGGCCUACGGCUGCCUGCAGUUCUGGUCUGCACAGUGCCACCGGGCUGCGAGGCUGAAGCGUCCUGACGCCAGCCCUGAAGAAGUGGGCGAAGACAGCAGCUCACCGGAGGGUCCACUGAACGAUGGACUGAGAGAGGAGCUUCUGGAAGUCCCCAUGACCACUGUGCUAAUGAGGAGCUCCAGUUUCAUGAGAGAGAGUCCAUAUAGCUCCCCCCACCGCUUUUUUUCCUAUAAAAACAGCGACGAUAAAAGGGCCAUCUUGCCACAGCAUGGCCUUCAAUGAGAGCAAAAUCAAGGCAGACCCUGCUUAGAGGUUUGGUUCAU
Molecule: messenger RNA, 796 nt
Organism: Phalacrocorax carbo (great cormorant)
Lineage: Eukaryota; Metazoa; Chordata; Aves; Suliformes; Phalacrocoracidae
Source: RefSeq, a predicted model, not a curated record